AUGUUGAGCAGCCCAUCGACAGUAUCAUCAGCCUUGCCAGAACCCGACGAGCUCGACGAGGACGAGGAGGAAGAGGAAGAGGAAGAGCCGCCUUUCUCGCAAAUGAUGAAGGAGUUCUGCCAGCAGCAGACACGAGGGCGGACUCUGGAGGCAGAGAAAGAAGUGGCUGACGAGAGGGAAACGAAGCGUGCAAGGACCGAGCCUACCUCCUCUUUUACCGACAGCAACACCACUCCCCUUCAAAUACCCUCCACUUUCCCCAUCACACCUGGCCAUUCCGAUCCCCUGCCCCAGACCCCACCAACCGCCCAGCCCGAGCCCGCCCUAUCCUCGUCCGCCCAAGCAGUCGCCCUCAUGCCGUCCUCACAGGUAACUGUGGACGCACUCGAUGCCAAGAUCGCGAAAUUCGAAGCAAUAGCCAACGAGCGCCAAAGGGAGUGGAAUCUGCGAAUUAUGGCAGCGAACGAUAUGGAGGAUGAAGUGGGGAAUGCCAAGCAAUUUUACGAGCAGCUCUUGGAGCAGCAGAAGAAGCUGGCGGAUGAGGUGCAGGAGUCGCAUAGGAUCAUGGCGGCGGCCAGGAGAGACGUUUUCAAGUAUAAGACGAUGAAGGAAGAGUGGGAGAGCUUGGCGAAGCGGAUGCGGGAGAUUGAGGGGGAAGUAAAGGAGGAGGGCGCGGCGCAGUAG
Molecule: messenger RNA, 684 nt
Organism: Dioszegia hungarica
Lineage: Eukaryota; Fungi; Basidiomycota; Tremellomycetes; Tremellales; Bulleribasidiaceae
Exons: 2
Coding region: 1-684 (227 amino acids)
Source: RefSeq, a predicted model, not a curated record